This is a messenger RNA of Closterium sp. Naga37s-1, 6363 nucleotides long. NCBI's taxonomy places the organism in Eukaryota, Viridiplantae, Streptophyta, Zygnematophyceae, Desmidiales, Closteriaceae. The record is from the annotation of a GenBank genome assembly.
AUGAAUCCAGCGACGCCUUUGGAGCUUGUAGAAGCUGAUACAGCUGUAGCAGCAUCAGCCGCUGCUAAACCAGUGGUUCCUGACAAGGCAGUUCCUGUUGCAGUCGUUACGGUAGAGGUUGGUGGAAGUGGCAGCAAGGAGGUGGCAGCAGCUGAGGAGGGAGAAACCAUUGGGGCAGCAGCAUCAGUCGUUGGCGAACCAAAGCAUACUGACCUGGCGGGCGUAAGUGCUGCGGAAAAGGCAGUGCCAGUGGAGGUCGCUCCAGCGGAGGUUAGUGGAAGCGGAAGCAAGGAGGUGGCAACAGCCGAGCAGGGAGCAACCAUUGCAGCAGCAGCAACAGCCGCCGGCGAACCAGCGGUUACUGGCAUGGCUGCUGAAACCUCUGCAGAUAAGGCAGUUCCAGUGGAGGUUGCUCCGGCGGAGGCUGAUGGAGGCAAGCAGGUGGCAGCGGCUGAGGAGGGAGCGCCCAUUACGGCAACACCAUCAGCACCAAGACAUGACUUUUUCCUGCCCGCGCUGGAAAGGAGAAAGCGCAAACAAGCAGAGAAGAAACAGCAGCAGCAGCAGCAAGAAGAGCAGAUGCAGCAGCAGCAGCGGGUGGGUGAGGUGAAACGUAAGCGGGGUCGACCCAAGAAAGGAGGGAAACAGAUGGAGGCGGUCGAGGGUACCACGGUAGCAGAGGCGUAUCCUGCAGUGGCUGGUGACGUGUCAGCCGCUGACAUGUCAGCCACCCCUGUAGCUGACGUGUCACCCGCUCUUGCAGCUGAUAUGUCAGUCGCCCCUCCAGCUGACGUGUCACCCGCCCCUGCAGCUGACGUGUCACCCGCUCAUUCGACACCCGUCGUCGCGUCCAUGUCCUCUGUGGGCUCGCCCGUAGGCGUUGGUGUUGGGAGGAAGCGUGUGAGCGUUAUGGAGGAGUUGAGUGCGAUGGAGGAGGAUGGGGAAGACACUCGGCAACAGGUGCAACAAAAGGAGCGCGAAGAGGUGAAAGGGAAUGAGCAAAAGGGGACGGUGAAGGAGAAGGAGGAGCGAGUGGUUGAUUUCAGCAGGGAAGGGACAGUCGACGUGGUCGGGGCUGAAACUAGGCCGUGCGGCAAAGGGGACGAUGAGAAUGGGGAUGCUGCAGAGCAGACUUUUGGGGCUGCCGAAGCUGCUGCUACCACUGGAACAGCACAGCCGGCCCUAUCACACCAGGCACAGCUCGCUUCACCAGUGGAAACUCAACCGACUGCUGCAACAGAGACGCUUGGCAAAGCAGCUGCGGUUUCUGGUGGGUGUGGGCCGGUUCAGGCUGCUCCAGUGGAGGAAGCAGCAGCACAGCCACCCUCAGUAGACCAGGCACAGCUCGCUUCACCAGGCCCAGUGGAACCUCAACCGCCUGCUGCAGCAGAGGCGCUUCGCGAAGCGGCAGCAGUUUCUGGUGGGCCAGUUCAGGCUGCUCCGGUUGAAGCAGCUCAACCAGCCCUGGUUCACCCGGCACAGCUCGCUCCGCUGGUGGAAUCUCAGCAUCCUGCUGUAGCAGAGGCGCUUGGCGGGGUGGGGACGUCCCGUUAUGGUCGGAGGCUGAAGCAGAGGAGUCUUUUCCAGCCAAAUGCCUUGCAGGAACGGCCAAGGACACGCGGAAAGCCUGCUGCUGAAGGGCACCCCACUGCUGCAACGACUCAGAAGGCUACAGCGACUCAAAAGGCCACACGCGAAAGUUUGAAAGGAAUGCGUCACAGUGAGAGCAGAGGGCCUGUUUCCAGAGGAGGGAAGCGGCUGCAGCAGAUGAUGCUAGGGAUCCGGUUUGUGCCCGUGGGUGGUGAGUUUGAUAGGGGGGGAGCGGUGGUGCUACCUGUGUACUUGUGUGAUACAAAUGAAGCUGGUUAUGCUGGUGAGGGGUUGGCGGAGCGUGAUAAUAACGAAGAGCGACUUGAUAGCUCUGCUCGUGUGGAUGGGUCUGGUCAUGUUGACGGGCCAGGGGGGGUUGGCACUCCAGGGGGAUUAACCAGUGGUAGGGAUGGGGUUCUUGGUGGCUUCGGGGGAGGUGUUACUGGGAGAGGGGCAGCAGUUGGGGCAGGUGGGAAGGCUGCUGGUGGUGGGGGGUUCUUUGGUGCGCGGGUGAUCAGGUUUCCUGGUCGGAAGGUUCCUCUGCUGCCUCUAAAUCCCUUCCAUGUAACCCAAGAGGCAGAGGGGACGAAGGAGGGACAGGACCAGCAGCAGCAGCAGCAGCAGUAUUGUAUGAAGUCGUUAGUUGUGACGUUUCAAAAGGAAGAGCAGCGGCAGCAGCAUCGUAUGAAACCCACCCUCCCCGGGCUCCCCCCCCUCGGGCAAGUGCUGUUUGGCCGCUGUGCUGCUGGUGUGUAUGGGAGAAUGUUCCAAGAGGGAAAGGGAGAGGUAAAAGGGGAGGAGACAAGGCGGGGGCGGGAGGGGACGGAGGGAGGAUUCGGGGAGAAGAUAGAGCAACAGCAGGGAGCAGCUUCUAUUGCUGGAUGCUCGGCAGCAGCACAGGGUGCAGCAGGGCAUGCAGCAGUUGAUACAGCAGUUAAUGCUGCAGUUGAUAUGGACGCUGAUACGGCAGUUGAUAUAGCAGUUGAUACGCCAGUUGACACAGCAAAGGGUACAGAAGGGAAGGCAGGUGCAGCAGCAGGUGCUGCCACAGGUGCUGCCACAGGUGCUGCCACAGGUGCUGCCACAGCGAGUGGUGGCCGGCAGAGCAGGCGAGCAAGGGCAGUGAAGCAAAGGAGAGUGGGGAGGGGCUCUGAUGAAGAGGACAGGGAGAGAUCUGGAACUGGAGCUCGGACAGAGAGUGGCGACAGGGAGGACUGGAGCGAUAGUGACAGUGGUGGUGGUGACAUGGAGCGUGACUGUAGUGGGAGUGAUUACAGUGCAGAGGGUGAUUAUAACGAGGGGAGUGACUCGGAUGGUUGGAUGGAGGAGGAAGGGGAGCAGCUGCCAUGUGCUGUGCUGCUAACAGGACCUGUGGGGAGCGGCAAGACAGCAGCUGCAUACGCCUGUGCAUCAGCUCUCGGCUUCCAAGUCAUGGAGGUCAACGCAUCUGACGCUCUUGACGGAGCGCUGCUUCAUGCCAAACAGCCUCCCUCUCUUCCCUCUUUCCUUUCCUUUCCGUCCGUUUCAGAGCGGCAAGACAGCAGCGGCAUACGCCUGUGCAUCAUCCCUGGCGGCAAGACAGCAGCGGCAUACGCUUGUGCAGCAUCUCUCGGUUUUCAAGUCGUGGAGGUCAACGCUUCUGACGCUCGAGACGGCGCGCUGCUUCGUGGAAGGUUCUCCGAGCUCCUCUUCUCGCACCGCCUCUCCACCAAUCACGUCCUGCCACGUGGCACCCCUUUCUCUCGUGCUGCUGCUGCCGCUGCCGUCCCUGCUGCCCCUGCUGCUGCUGAUCCUGCUGUUGCUGUUCCUGCUGCUGCUGGUGAUGCUUUUGGUGUUCCUGCGGCUAAAUCAAGGCGCAUGGGAGCGUCGGUGCUUCUAUUUGAGGACGUGGAUGUGCUUAUAGAGGAGGACAGGGGCUUCGUUACACUGCUGGUGCAGCUGCUGAGUCCCUCCCGCCAGCGCAACAAACGCCCCAUCAUCCUAACUGCCAACUCUCCCAACCCCAACCUUCCCGCAGCCCUCACUCGCUUCAUCAUUCCCUUUACUAGGCCCUCAGCAUGCCAAGUGCUGCCGCUGCUGCACAAGGUUCAAGACAGUGCUUUUGCACCAGUUACAAAGUUUUUGGCUGCCCGGUUGACUGCAGAAGUUGCGAAAGCAGCAGAGGGGGAGCGGGAAGCAGUUGCAGGGGUGCUUGGAAGGAGAUGGGAGGGGAGGAGGAGGAGGGAGGAGAGGGAGAGGGAGAGGGAGGCGAGGGAGAGGGCUGAGAGGAGGAGGUUGGAACGGGCAGAACGGGCAGCAGAAAAAGAGAGGGAGAGGGUGGAGAGAGCGAGAAAGCGGGCAGCGAGAUUAGCUGCAAUGGAAGAAGAGGGAGAGGAGGUGGUGGUGGUGGGGGGUGAUAACGAGGAGGAAGUGGGGGAGGUGGAGGAGGAGGGGGAGGAGGGGGAGGAGGGGGAGAGGCACAAAGAUCAAGGGAACAGUCAAGAAAGACAUGGGGAAGCUGGAGUGGGGGUGCAUGGAUUACCCGAUUCUGAAGCGCCUCACAAGCAGAGGACGGUUGUGAGGUCAGAUGAUGAGGAGGAGGGGGAGGAGAUUCGCAGAGGACAAGGUGGAGUGAGCGGGCCUAGUUCUGGGCCGACUGAAAGGCACAAGGUUCCUGAAGUGCCUCACAAGCAGAGGACGGUUGUGAGGUCCGAUGAUGAGGAGGAGAACGAGGAGGCGUCAGAGACGCACAGAGUGAGAGGUGUGGGAGAUAAGGAGGCUUGUAGUGAGGCAGUGGAAAGCAGUGGGGCGGCAGCAGGUGUGGCUGUAGCAGAUGCAGCAGACUUGGCUGUAGCAGAGGAGGCUGUAGCAGAGGAGGCUGUAGCAGAGGAAGCUGUAGCAGCGGAGCCUGUAGCAAAUUCGGCUGUAGCAGAGGAGGCUGUAGCGAAGUCUGUAACUGCAGAUUUGGUUGCAACAGCGGAGCCUGUAGCAGAGGAGGCUGUAGCAGAGGAGGCUGUAGCAGAGGAGGCUGUAGCAGGGGAGGACAGAGUGAGAGGAGGGUUAGGUAAGGAGGCUUGUAGUGAGGCAGCGGAAGGCAGUGGGGUGGCAGCAGGUGUGGCUGUAGCAGCUGUAGCAGACGAGGCUGUAGCAGGGGAGGCUGCAGCAGGGGAGGCUGUAGCAGAGCAGGCUAUAGCAGAGACGGCAGCGGCAGAGGGAGCUGUAGCAGAGGGGGCUGUAGCAGAGGGGGCUGUAGCAAAGGGGGCUGUAGCAAAGGGGGCUGUAGCCAAGGAGUGUGUAGGAGAGGAGGCUGUAGCGAUGGGGGCUGUAGCAGACGAGGCUGUAGCAGACGAGGCUGUAGCAGAUGACAGUGUUAGAAGAGGGUUACGUGAGGAGGCUUCUAGUGAGGCAGUGAAAGGCAGUGGGGCGGCAGCAGGUGUGGCUGUAGCAGAGACGGUUGUAGCAGACGUGGGGAGGGAAGGACAAGGGGAAGCACAGGGUGGUUGUGAGAGGGGGCGAGAGGAGGGUGAGAAGGUGAGGGAGGAGGGUGAUGAGGGCAGAGAGGAGGUUGAGAAGGGGAGGGAGGAGGAAUUGGAAAAGGAGAAACAGGAAUGCGAUGAGAGGAGGGGGGGAGCCGAGAAUGGGCUGGAGGAAUGUGGUGAGGUGGAAGGGCAGGUGGAUGACGUGGCAGUUGGGAUGCAUGAGGUGGCAGUGGAAGCGGAUGAGGUGGCAGUGGAAGCGGAUGAGGUGGCAGUGGAAGCGGAUGAGGUGGCAGUGGAAGCAAAUGAGGUGGAAUUACUAACUGAUGACGUGGAGGAUGAUGAAGAUCCGUUGCUGGAGGAGCUGCUGCCACAUGGCAACACGCGAUUUGAAGAGGUGUGCUCUGCCAGCGCAGCAGACACCUGGAAGGAGCUCAAGCGCCAGGUGCCGCCUUCUGAUUGGCUAGCAGCACACAGGCCCAAUCCCGAGGCUACGACCGAGGCUCGGCAGGAGCUGGCUCUGUUGACUCGGUUGACCGAGCUGACUGCCAGGCUGGCAGAUGCUGACGUCAUCGAUGGGGUUUUGACUUGCCGGAGAUUUCCCUUAGGGCUGGAGACUGAGGUUGACUUUGACAGGGGCAAGGAGAAGACUGGCGUUGACUUUCUUGACUGGCGGGAUCCAGUCCCCUACCAUGCGAUCCUAUCCCCAUCAGCGGCAGUACAAUCCUCUCAAGUACCUUCUGCUCGAGUCUGCCACUACCCUCAAGCCGUGGUGCCAAAUGCUGCUGAUGCUGCCACCACUGCCACCACUAGCAACACUGCCAAUGGUGCCGAUGCAUUGGGAGGGCAUUGGCGAUGGAACCAGGAUUAUUGUGGCAUGGAGGGGCAUUCACACGAGGACGACUGGUGCCACUUGCCUGCUUCUAUCGAAGCUGCUCUUAAAGGGGACAGCACUCCUACAGAAAGCAGUCCAGAGUGUUUCAUGAGUCAGCAGCAUACAAGAAUGAGAGCUCCCUCUACAAGGGUUGAUCGAAUCGUGCUACCAGGGGAUGGUACACCAGCAGAAAUAGCUCCUAUAUUAGCUUAUAGAGCCACGCUUCAUACACUCACAUCCGUUCUCCCUCCCAAGGCAACUCCAAGGUCGGGUGGUUCUAGUGGGAGUGAGUGUGACAAUAACGAGGGUGGUUGUGGGAGGGUGUGUGAGGAUGGAGGGUGGACGAGGGAUGAUGCUGUUCGAAUGUGGUUGUCACUGGGUAGAGUGUUGGCGGUGCAUGGUGAUGGCGAUGCCAUAGGGUGGUUGGUCCAUAGCUUCUCAUGA